Anastrepha ludens (Mexican fruit fly) is the source of this 2786-nucleotide messenger RNA. RefSeq names its product 3'-5' ssDNA/RNA exonuclease TatD. The record is from RefSeq and is a predicted model, not a curated record. Lineage: Eukaryota; Metazoa; Arthropoda; Insecta; Diptera; Tephritidae. Gene Ontology annotation, molecular function: single-stranded DNA 3'-5' DNA exonuclease activity. Bases 340 to 1338 code for a protein of 332 amino acids. Gene Ontology annotation, cellular component: cytosol. The transcript has 5 exons.
AUUCUAGUAUUUUACUAAUUUUCUUUACCGCCAGCUGCCAGCAGUCGUGGAAAAUUUCUAAAACAUUUUAAUUUUUUGUUUUAUACAAAACUAACGCUUUAAAGGUGCUUGACUUUGCGUUGUAAUUUUGAUCUUUAUAUCAAUAACGUGGCAAUUACGGCUAGACUCCCGUCAACAACGUUCACUAUUUACAUUUGCAAGAUUUCUGUGUAUUGGUAUUGUUAUUUCGUCAUCCCUAUUUUCGUCAUAAAUAAUCGUGCAGGCCACACUCAACAUACAGAUAACAAAAACUAUUUCUUCAAAUUGCCGAAAUUAAGCAAAUAACCAAGCAACUACGAUAUGGCUCAAUCUUUAGCUGGUGCAGCCUCUUCCGGCAACAGUAGCGCUGGCGCUGGUGUAAUGAUCCCAGUAGGCACUAGCGGAGGCUUGGACGUCGGUGUGGAUAUAGAUUUAGUAGAUAUGAAGCAUUGCUUCGAAAAUCUCAUUGUGAUAGAUGCAGGCGCUAAUCUGACAAACAAAAAAUAUAGUCGCGACUUGGAAUCAGUAAUACAACGAGCAAAAGAUGCGGGUGUUCAGAAAAUUAUGGUUCCAGGUACUUCAGUGAAAUCUAGCAAAGAAGCGCUCCGUUUAUCACGCAUUUAUCCCGAUAUAAUUUAUUCGACUGCUGGCAUCCAUCCACACGACUCCAAAUCGAUCAUUGAGGAACCAAACACUUGGUUCGAGUUCGAACAUAUUGCGGCUUCGCAGGAAUGCGUCGCUAUUGGCCCCUGUGGCUUAGAUUAUCAACGGGACUUCUCCGACCCUGAGGCACAAAAGGAGAUUUUUGAAAAGCAGUUGCAUUUAGCUUGUAAUUUAAACAAAUCACUGCUUAUACAUGAACGUUCCGCGCAACAGAAUGUUCUCGACAUACUGGAUAAGUUUGAGAAUUUGCCGCCUGUGAUCAUACGUGGAUUCAUGGGAACGGCCGACGAAGCAGUCAAAUAUCUGAAUAGAAGAUUCUAUAUUAGUUUAACUGGUUAUUUAUGCAAGGACAAAUCGGAUAGUGGAGUACGCAAACUCUUAGAAAAUGGAACUCUUCCGAUCGAUAGACUGCUGGUCGAAACGGACUCGCCGUUUAUGUACCCAAAUACAAGAGCUUCUAAGCUGCCGCAACAUGUUAAGACUGGAAUUACAGAACGUUCGCUAUUAUACUUACAUAGGUACUGCACUUUUCAGCGUAACGAGCCUUGUAGUUUGCCCGCCAUAGUGGAAAUGAUAGCUGCUUUUAUGAAGAAAACACCAGAUGAAGUAGCUCUAGCCACCGCAUUCAAUGCAUUGAAGCUCUUUGGGCUAUCCUAAAAAUCAAUGGCUGUGAUUUUACUUUUGUAGACUGUCAUAGAAUUGCUUAGUGCGACCAAAUAACACUUAAAGCACAUGCUUUUCAAUCAUAAAAUAAGGAGUGAAUGCAUAGAGAGGAAUUCAAAAUGAAAGUGCCAAAUUUUUUUUAUGUGGUAAUAUAGUGUCUUACGUGAAUUCCUAUAUACAUACACUAUGAACUACAAGACUUUCAAAGUGCCUUAAAUCAAGUGUGAAAAUCGACAAAUACUAUACAAACGAUUUAAAAAAAUCCUUAAACAGAAAAUAUUUUACGAAAUCGACACUUACUAUUUGUUAUAUACAUAUAUAUAUAUACAUAAAUACUAACAACGACGUGUUUUUAAAGCGCAUGCCAAUCUGUAAUAUACUCAUAUUGAUUCAAUUGAACGAUUCGAAUACAAAUAUUCGAAUCGCCUUAGUGUUAGUUGCAACUACAUACAAUCUAUCCUAGAUAUCCUAGAAUAAUUACUAAAAAAAGUACACAUUAUAAAGUGGCAUAAUGGACUAGACUAGAAACAGGAUGUGGAUGUUGAUCCAAAGAUAGAAGAAAUAGCUAGGUUAGGUUAGGUUGAAGCGGUUGUCCUGUGGGACAUACUUAGGCUCAUAACCUAUUGUGAUGCCGCGUAUGGAGCUUGUCCCCGUCUCUCCUAAAACCUGUGUGUGAAGAAAAAGCUAUGUAUGUACUUUAAAAAGUAAAUGAAAAUAUCUCAUUUCGUCCCAUGGAGUAUUUUCAUUAAAAAGAAAAAACUCGUUUUUGCAUUCAAAACAUACGUUUUUUUAUAUAACAAAAUAUGGGCAAAUGCUUCCAUUAUAUUACGCCUAUGCGGUCCUACUGAGUGCUGAGCACUGCAAAUAACCUUUAAUAGAGGAAAGUUAUACAUACAUAUUUAAUACCACUGACAUGACAAAUUUGCGCCCGGACCAAAACGUUCAUUUAAAGCUAUUGAACGACGUAAAUUACGCAUUCAAUUCAAAGUGCUUUGAAGUUUUAAAUAAAUAGAAAAACCAAGUCAAGCUGCAGCUGAUUUGAUUAUAGUUUCUCAUUUAUUUGUUUUACUAUUUCAUAAGAUUUUUUACGCCAAAACUUGUAAAUAUUUAUUAUUCAUUUUGUUCGUUAUUUCUUGUUGUGUUGCGAAAUGUUUAUUGUGCUUCGCCAACUAAUAACAUACAUGCAUACAUAAAACACUAGCUGUAUGAAUAGCCUGUAAGACAAAAGUAAUGUGCAUGAUUAAGCCAGCCACUAACGUCCAACAUUUUGUGAAAUUUCGCAAAUUUGCGCGAACAUAUCAUACGUUAGUGGCUAGCUUAACACAGUAAAUGUGAUCAUUUUACAUUACUAUAUUUUAUUGUUAUUUAUAUACAUACCAAUAAACAUAUACAAAUGUAUGCUUACAACCAUAAAUAAACCAAAAAAAAAAAGCGAAAAUAAA